UGAGGAGAUUGAAAAAGUCAUUGAUAUCCUUCAUCCAGUCUUUAAACACUUUCGACUUGGUUCAUCCUGAAAUUACAGACUUCCCGAGACUCACUACCUUAUCCGCACCACAAUGGAAGGCCUGGUCACUAUCAAGGCACAGUGCAUGUGUAAAGCACACACAUUCUCCGCUUCGCUGCCGAAAUCUGACUUGCCACUCAACGCAUCUUGCUGCCACUGCACAUCUUGUCGCCGACUUACUGGAUCCCUCUACAACCCUGCCGUUGAGUGGCCAAACGCUUUUGAAGACCUAUCUGCUCUGCGCAGGUAUGCGUUUUCUCAACACCUUGAUGUUUACUCGUGCAACACUUGUUCGUCACAACUCUUCGCCCGUGGCCACAAUCCCAGUAUCGCUCCAUACGUCACGACGGGUGCUUUGGAGAACAUUCCUGACCUUGUCAAAUAUGACAAUCACAUGUUCAUCGGCGACACUAUUGAUGGCGGCCUUGCGCCAUGGCUUCCGAAAGAAGAGGAUGGUCACCCGGUUCAGCGCUGGAUAGGGCAUCGCAACAGCGAAGAAGUUCCAUUCGACUGGCCGGUCACCAAGUCUGCCUCUGCCUCUAAGCUGAAUACUGGCCCCUCCCCAUCCUCGACGCCAUUUCACUGUCACUGUAAGGGUGUUCGGCUAUCACUGCGAAGCGCCGCCGACUUGGAGGUCGACCCGGCCAAGGAAUCGACUUCGACGUGCGUGGAUCCGAAGACACUCAAGUUCAAAGCAUGCUGCGACUCGUGCAACUCUUGUCGCCAACAUUUUGGGUCAGACAUAAUUGCUUGGACAUUUGCUCCUCUCACGCACAUCAAUUUCAGCUCUGAACCCGAGUCGGAACCGUCCCAAUUCCCGCAGUCAAUUGUCGAACUCAAAGAAGCAGUUCUAUCCAAGACCAAAGACCCACGCCUUGGGACGUUGGCGGUUUACAACAGCUCUCCCGAGGUAGAGCGAUAUUCAUGUUCAGUAUGCUCAGCCAGCAUCUUCUACGCUGUCUAUGACCGCGAAGACAUGGUUGAUAUCGCGGUCGGUUUGUUAGAUCAUCCGGAUGGUGCACGUGCUGAAGCAUUGUUGGCUUGGAAUUAUGGGCUGCUUGGGUGGGCGAAGGAUGCAGCAGGCGGAUGGCGAGAACAACUAGUCGCGACGACGAAGGACUCCAUGAAAGAGUGGGCCCAAUGCAUGAACGAAAAUCAGAAUAUCGUCGACUAAGGGGCAGCUCGAACCCACCUGGAGGGAGUUGAGAGCACUCAAGAGUCGAAUAAAAAAGAGUAAAAGACUGGCCUUGCUUUUGCGAAGCUUCAAGGAUAGCUUCACAAGAGAUCUAAACAAUCGUCAGCGUCGAUGGUUUAGUGGUAAAAUUCUCCGUUGCCAUCCAGCAGCGUCGGGGAGCCGGGGGUUCGAUUCCCCCUCGACGCAAUGUUUUGCUUUUGGAGUCCU
Molecule: messenger RNA, 1462 nt
Organism: Colletotrichum godetiae
Lineage: Eukaryota; Fungi; Ascomycota; Sordariomycetes; Glomerellales; Glomerellaceae
Product: Mss4-like protein
Exons: 1
Coding region: 113-1234 (373 amino acids)
Molecular function (GO): carbon-sulfur lyase activity
Source: RefSeq, a predicted model, not a curated record